Messenger RNA from Trichobilharzia regenti, 1082 nucleotides. The record is from the annotation of a GenBank genome assembly. NCBI's taxonomy places the organism in Eukaryota, Metazoa, Platyhelminthes, Trematoda, Strigeidida, Schistosomatidae.
CCAUAUUUGAUUACUUCUCGAGCCAGUGAUUCGAAUUAUCUCCAGGACACCACCUUGGAUGUACUAACUGAUGUUAAGCUAACACAAAUAUCCUUCAUAUUAACAACAAUUCAAUGUGCAAUCACCUAAAUUAUCUGUUGCAGUUUUCGUCUACUUUUAUUACAAUGCUGAUUAAUAUGUAUGUACACUUUUUGCUUUCCAUAGCACCGGAUAUUGUGGCAUUUUCCGACCUCUGUGCAGUAUUGUUGGCUGAUAUUCAAGAGCGAUUAAUCUUUCGUGCUCAUAUCUAUGUUAAAUCACAAAUCCUCGGCUUUAUUCCAAGUCCCGGAGAUCUAUCAUAUCCAGAAAAAUUAGAAAUGAUGGAUGACAUAGCAAAGAGUAUUGCGAAACCUGUAGAUCCAAGCGAUUCAUCGGAUAAAGUAAAAGAGACUACUGAAAUAUCUGACUCCACUCAGACAUCGCCUACAUCGUCAGAAACAGUUCCAGAAGCUCAGCCUACAUCUUCUGAUUUGGUAGUUCAACCAGGACCUAACAUGUCUCUUGCUCCAGCGGAUUUACAUGGUAUGUGGUAUCCAACAGUUCGACGUACCUUAGUAUGUCUCUCAAAGCUCAGUCGCUGUUUGGAAACUGACUCAUUCCGUGGUUUAGCCCAAGAAUGUGUGUCAAUGUGCGUUCAGUCGUUGGUGAAAGCAAGCGAUGCAAUCAGCCUUCGUCGGACAGAACUUGAUGGACAAUUAUUUCUCAUUAAACAUCUUCUUAUACUACGUGAACAAAUGGCCCCAUUCAGUAUUGAGUUCUUAGUCAAAGAGACUAGUUUGGAUUUUUCACCAUACAAAAAUGUUGCACGUCAUAUUUGGGAACAUAGAGGAAGUGGUUUGUUUUCACUAAGUCGAGAGAAUGCCUUAUUGAGAUUUUUGUUGGAAACUCCAAAUGCAAUUGAUAUUGAAGUGGAUUCUAGGCGUCAGUUGGAUAGUCAAUUGAAAUAUACAUGUGAAUUACUUAUUGAACAACAGGUAGCACAAUUAACAGGUGAAAUGUCAAAUUUCCUUAAAAGGGUAAGUAUAAAUAAUAUUGGUAAUUAA